AUGGACACACUCGAGAGGCUACCUCGCCGCAGCAAGAAGCGCGACAGAGACGACGCGUCCGACACAGCUCUCUUUCCAAGCCCGAAACGCGUCAAUCACAGCGCAGAUCGACCUCAAAGCCAUGCGAACACGCAUUCAAUCGCGAAAGAGUCUGUAGAUUCCCCAACAAGAUCACUAUCGCCUGACGGAGGCGUUGCUGUUGAUGAAGAAUCUCUUGCCAAAUUUCGCGGCUAUUGCCACAUCGUGCUCAGUGACAAAAGCUCUCGCGACGAUCGCCCAUCUCAAGGAAGACUGAAUGGAUCAAAGCAAGUCGUCAAGCUUCUCCAGCGACGCAAAGAUCCUUCUCAACCUCAUGCUAGCCAUCAUUCUGGCCCCGAUCACCAACAUAUCACCAACAACAACCAGAGAGCAGUUUCGCCCUAUGCUUCGUCGUUGCCUGCGUUCAGUCACAAUAGAAGCACUCAUGUGACUGAGCCUGGCUUGUCGUCAGUUGUCUAUCAACCGUUCAGACUACAAUUUGCGCAACCCCUAGAAUCUGUGGUGCUGAACCCUAGAAUCGACAUGGCCGUCGAGGGUGGUAAACUAUACCUGGCUCAGACCCUACAUCACUACUAUCGUAAACAUAUCCGCUGUCCUCAACACGGUUUUAUCGACGAAAAACCUGGUCACAAUCGCGCGGUAAGGAAAGCGCAUGAAACCGGCCGAUUACAUCGUAUGUGGUUCUGUACAUCACAGCCGAAGGGAGGAGGCCAUCGUCUCGACAACACCGAUUGCAUUGAGAUCGCGAAAGAACAACUGGGCCAGGCGUUGUUUGAUCGAAUCCUUUAUGAGCUCAUCCGCCAGCUCCGCGAGAAAGACUGUCAACCAGUUGGAUGCAACCGCUCGCCUCAGUCUGACAAUUUUGACUACUUUGCUUUAUUGCAAUACGUCGACACCCAAGGCCUCGAUNAUGGCUGUGUUCAAUAA
Molecule: messenger RNA, 966 nt
Organism: Aureobasidium vineae
Lineage: Eukaryota; Fungi; Ascomycota; Dothideomycetes; Dothideales; Saccotheciaceae
Source: the annotation of a GenBank genome assembly